Messenger RNA from Ctenocephalides felis (cat flea), 651 nucleotides. RefSeq names its product 60S ribosomal protein L12. Bases 128 to 625 code for a protein of 165 amino acids. The transcript is spliced from 4 exons. The record is from RefSeq and is a predicted model, not a curated record. Gene Ontology annotation, cellular component: cytosolic large ribosomal subunit; ribosome. Gene Ontology annotation, biological process: translation. Lineage: Eukaryota; Metazoa; Arthropoda; Insecta; Siphonaptera; Pulicidae. Gene Ontology annotation, molecular function: structural constituent of ribosome; large ribosomal subunit rRNA binding.
GGAUUUCCUUUUUACCUUACCGCUGUCGUCUGCGGUCGUAUUCUUGAUGAGAAUAUUUAUUUAAAUCUUUGUACAUCAAUUUUGUACAUAUAUCUAUAAUUAAGGCAGGCUUAAAUAAAUAAGAAAAAUGCCUCCAAAGUUUGAUCCAACAGAAGUAAAGAUCGUGUACUUGAGAUGUGUCGGAGGAGAAGUUGGUGCUACAUCAUCCUUGGCCCCCAAAAUUGGUCCAUUGGGUCUGUCUCCAAAGAAAGUUGGUGAUGAUAUUGCUAAGGCUACCGGGGAUUGGAAGGGUUUGAAAAUUACUGUUCAGUUGUCCAUCCAAAACAGGCAAGCAACUAUCUCAGUAGUACCUUCAGCUGCCUCUUUAGUUAUUAAAGCAUUGAAGGAACCCCCUCGUGACCGCAAGAAGCAAAAGAACAUUAAACACAAUGGCAAUAUCACUUUUGAUGACAUAGUUGCGAUUGCCCGCCAAAUGAGACCUCGUUCCAUGGCUCGUGAAUUAUCAGGAACGAUCAAAGAGGUUUUGGGAACAGCACAAAGUGUAGGAUGCACCAUUGAUGGCAGGGCACCACAUGACUUAAUAGAUGACAUAAAUGAUGGAACUCUUGAAUGUCCUGCUGCCUAAAUAAUACAAUAAUAUUGUACAAAAUA